UCACAUACAUAACAUAGGUUUAUACAUCGUCUCUUCAAAGUUCAAUAUCCGAAUCUUUCGCAGAAACAACCCAGUUCCUCUCUUCACACUCUGUACUUACGCAAUCACCCUCAUAAAUUCUGAGUCAGACUUUUCAACCAACUCUCCAUCCAAAAUAAUUCAAACACACACACACACACACACACACACACAUUUCCAUAUUUAUUAUAUUCAAGAUCUCCUUCCUCACUAAAAAAAUACUGGUCCCUGAAAAGAAAAAAAACAGAGCAAAAUUUUUUCUACUAAAUCAUAUUGUACUAUCAUUGUCCAAAAGAGCAUAUGAGAAAUCUUAUGCAACUUGUUGUUCUUCUUCUUCUAUUCUCCAUUUUCACAUCUCCAACACAUGCAAAAUCCGUAAUCGAACCCUGUAACUCUUCUGACUCAUGCGCAUCCCUCCUCUCCUAUCGCCUACCUUGGGAUUCAAAGCUCUCCGAGAUCUCUUUCCGAUUCAAACUCAACAUCACCGAUCUCUUAGCCGCAAACUCCAUCAAUAUCCUCACAACCCCAUCUCAGGGAAACCAAAUAUUAGCUGCGAAAACGCUCCUGAAAGUUCCUAUUUCGUGUCCAUGCGUGGACGGGAUCAGGAGGUCGGUAUCGACGACGUAUACGGUCCGUCCGGCGGACAGUUUGGAGUCGAUAUCGGAAGGGUUCGGAAGGUUGGUGAGUGCGGAGCAGAUCAAGAUGGUGAAUAAUAUUGAAGGGAGUUUGACAAGUGGGGAGACCAUUUUGAUACCUUUGCCAUGUACGUGCUUUGGGAACAGUAACAAUGGAGCCAGCACGGUUUUCAUGUCGUAUGUGGUGCAGAGUGGAGAGAGCUUGAUGAGUAUAGGGAUGGAGUUUGGGAUGACGGUCAUGGAGUUGGUGAGUAUCAAUGGGCUUGGUCACCCAGUUGUCGAUCCUGGUGACAUUUUGGCUAUUCCAAUUCCAGCUUGUUCAUCGGCAAAUCUUAACUGGUACAACGAGAGCUUAAUAGUUCCAAAUGGUUCAUAUGCUCUUACGGCCAAUAACUGCAUCAAAUGCACCUGCAGAUCAUCCAUUAAUCUCAACUUGCAGUGUUCCACGUCUGGCUUGGACAUCUCCUGCUCUCACCUGCAGUGCAAAGGAACAAAUCUUUUUAUUGGGGAUUUUUAUACAAACCAAACCAUGAAUGGAUAUUGCAAUGUCACCAAAUGCAUAUAUCGUGGGCACAGUGGCCGUAAAAUCUUUCGCAGCAUAGUAAAUACUUCGGCUCAUGUCCGGUGCUCAGGCAUGAAGGAUUUCGGCUCAUUGCCACCAGCCUUAGCUCCAUAUCCUUCUUCAGUCCCAUCUACACAACUUUCUCCAUCCUGUUCGCCAUAUCCAGGAGCUUUUAGACCAAGUCCAGAAAUUGGAGCCCUAAGUCCUACAGCUACGCCUCCUAUGAUUUCUAGUUAUGCCCGAUUAUCACCUACUGAUUAUUUCUUCCUGUUACACUACUUUGUUGCUAUAGGAACUUUUCCUCUUUAUCUUUUUUUCUUUUAGUUAAUUUAUUUAGCUGCAAAUCUCUAUAUUUUUCCAUUUGCGAAUCCAUAUUUGGAUUUUGUGAAGAAAAAGGAAACAAUUAUAUAUCCCCAUCUCCUCUCUUUUCA
Ziziphus jujuba (common jujube) is the source of this 1646-nucleotide messenger RNA. RefSeq names its product lysM domain-containing GPI-anchored protein 1. Lineage: Eukaryota; Viridiplantae; Streptophyta; Magnoliopsida; Rosales; Rhamnaceae. The record is from RefSeq and is a predicted model, not a curated record. The coding region runs from base 319 to 1539 and encodes 406 amino acids. The transcript has 5 exons.